AUGUUAAGUUGCUCUAGAUUAAUCCGGGCAGUGCUUCUUCCGAGGAGGGUACUAUCGAAAAGGCCGAUAUCUCAAGCCUUCAAACAGUUGAAACCGGCCGUCGGCACGGAGACGUCGUCUUUAUUCAGAAAUGCAUCAACAGAAGGGGAUUUUGGGUUUUUGAAGUCAUCAGAAGUGUCCAUAGCACCCAAGUUUGAGCCAUUUGAUCGCUCAUUUACGAUAAAUAGCUCAUCCGAAUCACGAGAUAUAAUGAAUUUAUGGUCCUUAUUGGAAGCCUGCUUGCAUUCCAACUAUCUGGAUAGAGCGUUUUCGAUUUUGAAAUCACUCUACGAAAUAAAGUCUCACAAGCCGUAUUUCAUCGAUGAUUACAACAAGUAUUUGAUGAAGAAUGCCGAAUCAGCAAAAGAUGUGUCUGAACUCGACGCGGUGCUUUUUCGAGAUCUCCAGGAGACUUUUCCUGCCUGCGAUUAUAACGACAAAACCCUCGCAAUUCUACUGCAUAAUGCCCUGCGAACAUGCUCUGAGAAGUCUUCGGCGGAAAAGCAUUGCCGAACUUAUCUUCAAAUGGGAGUCAACGGAAUAGGUAGUAUAAUGAAAAACGUGGAAGUUCUUACGGUCCAAGACUACAAUCAACUUCUCUAUAAAUUUAAGCUCAUCGAAGUGAGCGACUUACCAAAGGAAAUCAGGCCUUUGUUCAAGAAUUCAGACGACGCCAAUGUCUGCGGUGAGAAAGUCGUUCCGGAGACGGGUUCUGUAGAUCCAGCGCCUUCAUCGCUGAGGGGGUCUGAACUCAACGCUUUGAGUUUCGACAAGGAUAUCGGCAUUGUCGACAAGGAUGCCAGGGAACUUCUGGCUGUUGACACCAUAGGCAUGAAGGUUGUUAGACACGCUUUGUUGGGUCUUUCUCUAACAGAUGAACAAAAGAAGCAAAUAACUGCAACAAGUUUAGAUUCCGGGUCUAAUUUGCUAAAGUUAGAUCAGAAUGGCGAAGGUGUUGACUUUUUUGGAAUAUAUAAGAAGUUGACGGAUGACGCAGAAAGAACGCUAUUCGAGAAGACCCUUGAUGAGUUCAAUCAAGACCGACAGCAUCAACUGGAGAACAGAGCGAUCGAUGCAGCGAAGGAACGGUGGAGGCAUGAUUUUGAGGAGGCCAAAGCCAGAGGCGACCUUUCCAUUCAAAAGAAGCUCAACGUGAAGCUUUGGGAAUGGUACAAAUGUAUGCUUCCUCUGGUGAAAGAAGAAGUUAAGCGCUGUUCUCAAAUGAUGCACGGAACUACAAAUGAAACAGACCUGAGUACGCAGGAAAAGAAGCAAAAUAAGGCGCGUCUGGAGUACGGGCCAUACCUCACUUUAGUCAAUCCUGAGAAGAUGUGUGUCAUAACCAUUCUAGAACUUUUGAAGCUCAAUUCGACUGGUGGAAUCAUCGAGGGCAUGCGGACAGCAAGAGCUGUCAUUUCCGUAGGAAAAGCCAUUGAGAUGGAAUUUCGUGCGGAACAGCUUUUAAAGAGUGAGGCUUUCGUUUUUAAGGAAGUUAACAGAAAAUCACAUGAAUUUAGGAAGCUUGUCCAGCGAGCUAGGACAACUUUCAGAUCCAUGAAAAUUGAGGAAUCAAAAAUUUUAUGGCCUCAGGAGGCUAGAGCCAAGAUAGGCUCAAUUCUAAUUUCCAUGCUUAUCCAUGUCGCUCGUGUAGGUGUCGAGGGAGUAGACCCGGUAACUCAGGAAAGAAUAAAAGGAGAGGCGCCUGCGUUUUCCCAUGGUUACCAGUACCACAAUGGAUCCAAAUUAGGUGUUUUAAAAAUACAUCGGACGUUAAUACAUCAGCUGAAUGGAGAGCGUUUAGUUGCUGCUGUACAGCCCCAACUUUUACCUAUGCUGGUAAAACCUCGCCCUUGGAAGUCUUGGAACUCGGGAGGUUAUCAUUACUCGCAAUCCGUGCUCAUUCGUUCAAAGGACUCUCCCGAACAGCUGGCUUAUCUGAAGGCGGUUUCAGAUGCUGGGGCCAUAGAUAAUAUCUACAAGGGUCUGAAUGUGUUAGGUGAGACUCCAUGGACAGUCAACAAAAAAAUGUUUGAAAUAAUGUCCGAAGUUUGGAAUAGCGGAAAGCCUUUCAUGGAUAUUCCAGGAAUUCAAGAUAGAUUGGUCCUCACCCCCCAGCCCUCACAUGAUGCUGAUCCAUCAGUCCAUAGAGAGUGGAAGCUAAGAAAUAAAGCUUUGGCCAAUGAAUUCUCAAGCAAUCGCUCGGCCAGGUGUGACGCGAAUUACAAAUUAGAAAUUGCUCGCGCCUUUUUGGGUGAGAGAUUCUACUUUCCUCAUAACUUGGAUUUCAGAGGUCGCGCUUACCCGCUUUCCCCGCAUUUCAAUCACCUAGGAAAUGAUAUGAGCCGAGGCUUGCUGAGAUUUUGGAAGGGCAAGCGUUUAGGCCCCGAGGGCUUGAGGUGGUUGAAGGUUCAUCUCUCAAAUCUGUUUGGAUAUGAUAAGGCACCGCUAGAGGAUCGCGUGAAAUUUGCUCAAGACCAUAAAGCUGACAUUAUAGACUCUGCCGAGAAUCCUUUGAAUGGAAAAGGAUGGUGGAAGCAGGCAGACAAGCCAUGGCAGGCGCUAGCUGCGUGUCUCGAGUUGAACGAAGUUUUUAAACUUGAAAAUCCUGAGGAUUUUGUCUCCCACCAGCCUGUUCAUCAGGAUGGCACUUGCAAUGGUCUGCAGCAUUAUGCAGCUCUCGGUGGAGAUGUAGAAGGUGCGACUCAGGUCAAUCUGGUUCCCAGCGAUCGACCGCAAGAUGUUUAUUCGCAUGUUGCGAAACUAGUCGUGGCGAGACUGGAGAAAGCUGCGAAAAAUGGUGAUCAAACAGCAGAACUUCUUAAAGACAAAAUAACCAGAAAAAUCGUUAAGCAGACAGUCAUGACAAACGUUUAUGGUGUGACGUACAUUGGUGCAACCCAUCAGAUAGACAAACAACUUUCGAACCUCUUUGACGAUCCAAAGAAAUCCUACGAAUUGGCGAAAUAUCUUACAAAACACGUCUUCGGAGCUGUUCGAGAACUUUUUGAAGGUGCUCACCUGAUCCAGGACUGGCUGGGUGAGUGUGCUAAGCGCAUUUCGAAAUCUGUCAGAAUAGACACAGACGAAAAAUCCUUCAAGAACGGUAAUAAGCCUGACUUCAUGUCUUCUGUCAUUUGGACCACCCCACUUGGACUUCCAAUUGUGCAGCCCUACCGUGAAGCGAGCAAAAAACAAGUAGCCACAAACCUACAAACUGUUUUUAUUAGCGAUCCUUUUGCUGUCAACCCAAUCAAUGCUAGAAGACAAAAAGCAGGGUUCCCACCCAAUUUCAUUCAUUCUUUGGACGCAUCUCACAUGCUUCUUUCCGCAACCAAGUGCGGUGAAAACGGGCUAGAUUUUGCGGCGGUUCAUGAUUCGUACUGGACGCAUGCCUGUGAUGUGGAUCAAAUGAACAUCAUAUUGAGAGAGCAGUUCAUAAAACUCCACGAAGUCGACCUCAUCGAGAGGUUGAAAAAUGAAUUCGACGAGAGAUACAAGAACUACCUCCAAAUUGUUAAAAUCGAAAAGAAAUCUGCGGUGGCAAUUAAAAUAGCAGAGUUCAGAAAGAAAUUGUCUGCAGAACUGGGUCGCCCAGUGACUCUGGCGGAUGACAUUCAAUUAGAGAAGAAGCGGAUUCAACUACUAAGUUCAGAAGAUCCCGAAGAAAGGCAAGAGGGCGAAGCACUUGUCACGUCGGUAUCGCUUACGUCGGAGUUUGGUGAUAUUCUUGCACUCGAAAAACCCGGCGACGCCUCUUGCAUGGCCGUUUUGGUUCCUUUGAAGCUGCCCAACAUCCCACCAAAAGGCAAUUUUGAUGUCAGAGAGCUUGAAAACAGCAAAUACUUUUUCUCUUGA
Messenger RNA from Lachancea mirantina, 3894 nucleotides. The record is from the annotation of a GenBank genome assembly. Lineage: Eukaryota; Fungi; Ascomycota; Saccharomycetes; Saccharomycetales; Saccharomycetaceae.